Dreissena polymorpha is the source of this 3675-nucleotide messenger RNA. RefSeq lists its product as uncharacterized. The transcript has a single exon. The record is from RefSeq and is a predicted model, not a curated record. The coding region runs from base 1 to 3675 and encodes 1224 amino acids. NCBI's taxonomy places the organism in Eukaryota, Metazoa, Mollusca, Bivalvia, Myida, Dreissenidae.
AUGAAGGAGAUAGUAGCAGCAUCACGGCUGUAUCUGACAACUAUAUCUUCUGGAUAUCCAGUGACUGUUGGGAAAGACCAGCUGACAACUGUGAAUAGUACAGUGACACCAUGGAGAGACAGGUGGCAGCUAGGAAAGACUGGCAUAGGGGUAAACUGUCCCAGCAAGUCAGUUUACGUUCUUCGUAAGAAGAAACCCGAGCAAGCUACAGAAAGACAACACAAGAAAUACCCCCAAGGUCGUACGAGAGUGGGGGAGGAUGAUCGACCUACAAGCCAACAGGUAACGAACACGCCCGAUCAACCGACAACGAAUCAGAACACGGACUGGGCAAGAACAUGUAGUUGUGGGAAGGUGUGUAAGAAUAAGGUGGGACUGAAGAUUCAUCGCACAAAGAUGGGAUGCGCACCAAUCCUAAAUCUGUUGCAACGCGCAAUGCAACUUGGUGAGACGGAGGAGGAGCUGGAUCAGGAUGAACACCACAGUGUCCAGAGCCUCCACGCAUCAGAAGAGGGUGAGGUUACCAUUGAUAACGCAGAGAGGACUGAAGAUCGAGCUGCGGUAGAAUCUACAGAGCGACGGAAGAAAGUGAUGUGGCCCGCAAGUACAGAGAGAGCGAAGUGGAAGGCGUUUGAAGAGGAGCUGGAACUGGUAAUGGAGAACGUUCUGAAAGGCAAAGUAGAGAGCAAGCUGCAUGUCAUGUCUGAGCUGAUCUACACAUUUGGAAAAGAGCGAUUCGGAACAGCUAAAGAGAAAGUCGGACAACCCAAGGUUGGCGGGAAUAGAAGACUGCAGAAGAUUUCCAACCUAAGGGGAGAACUCAGACGCUUGAAAAGCAGAUACAGACAAGCAGAGGAUGAGGAGAAACAAGGUCUGGCAGAACUGAGAGAUGAUGUACGGAAGGAGAUCCAGUGUUUACGGAGAGCAGAGAAUCUGCGCCGGAAGAGACACGAGAGAAGGCGAAAGAGAGCUCAGUUUACUAGCAAUCCAUUUCAGUUUGUGAAGCGUUUGCUCGGAGAAAAGAAGACAGGCGAACUUCAAUGCACAAAAGAGGAGGCAAACAAGUACAUCAAAGAUAUGUACAGUGACAGCGACCGUCACAAGGAACUGGGCGAGUGCGACAAGUUGCUCACACCAGAUGAUCCUGAACAUGACUUUGAUUGCGCAGAACCUAGGUUGCAAGAAGUCAAGGACAUUGUAAGGAAGGCCAGAGCGUCUUCAGCACCAGGACCCAAUGGAGUACCGUACAGAGUAUACAAGAACUGCCCCAAGAUCUUGCUACGGUUGUGGAAGCUUAUAAAGGUUGUUUGGAGGAAAGGAGAGCUUUGCAGAGAAUGGCUGAAGGCAGAGGGAUGUUUUAUUCCUAAAGAAGAGGAUUCGUCAACCCUUGGUCAAUUCAGGACUAUCUCUUUGCUGAACGUGGAAGGGAAGAUACUCCUCGCUGUCCUUUCAAAAAGAAUUACCUCUUAUUUGCUUCAGAACAAGUACAUAGAUACAGCUGUGCAGAAAGGAGGAGUACCCGGUGUAUCUGGGUGCAUCGAGCAUACCAGUGUCAUCACCCAAAUCAUCAAGGAAGCACGCGAGAACAAAGGAGACAUCGCAGUGAUCUGGCUUGACCUAGCAAAUGCAUAUGGUUCUGUUCCGCAUCAGAUGAUACAAAAGACUCUACAAUUGUAUCAUGUAACCGUUCGAUUUCGGCAGAUGUUGCGGCACUAUUUCGACGGCUUCAUCAUGAGAUUUUCAACAAGGGCAAUAACCACUGACUGGCAGAGACUUGAAGUAGGCAUCAUUACCGGGUGCACAAUUUCAGUGGUGCUGUUCGCAGCAGCCAUGAAUCUGAUAGUGAAGUCAGCGGAGAAGCCAUCAAGAGGACCCAAAAUGACUUCGGGGUGUAUCCAACCACCAACGAGGGCAUUUAUGGACGAUAUGACUAUUACAGCAAAGUCGUACGUCGAGGGAAGGUGGAUGCUGCAAGACAUUGGCGAACUUAUCGAGUGGGCCAGAAUGAAGUUCAAACCCCAGAAAUCAAGGAGCAUGGUUUUGAGGAAAGGAAAGAUUCAAAAGAGUGCAAGAUAUAGAAUCAAAGAUCAGCUCAUCCCUACUGUUAAGGAGCAACCAGUGAAGUGCCUCGGGAAGUGGUUUCGAGACUCACUCAAUGAUAAACAGAGUAUCAAAGACACGGUAGUGCAAAUGGAGAACUGGUUGAAAGAUGUGGACAAGUGUGGUCUGCCAGGAAAAUUCAAGGCCUGGAUUUACCAACAUGGCAUCCUACCACGCCUAUUGUGGCCGCUGCUGGUGUACAGUGUACCGUCAUCAACAGUGGAAGCAAUGGAGAGGACAAUAAAUUCAUUCCUCAGGAGGUGGAUGGGGGUGCCAAAGAGUUUCACCAGCCUCGGUUUGUACUGCACAGGCAGCAAGCUGCAGAUACCUCUCAGAUCACUGACGGAGGAAUACAAGGUCACAAAGGCUCGGAAAGUCAUUAUGCUACGAGACAGUAGAGAUGAGAAGGUUAGAGAAGCAGGAGUGCAGGUCAACACCGGGAGAAAGUGGAGGGCUGACAAGGCAGUUGAAGAGGCUGAGGCUCGUCUUCGGCACAGCGACAUUGUCGGUAAUGUUGCACACGGGCGACUAGGCUUCGGAUGCGUCACCCGUUCGCAGUGGAGCAAAGCCAGUGCAAAAGACCGACGCACCCAAGUGCAGGAAGAGAUUCGCCGAAUGGAGGAAGAAUCCAGGCUCACCAGAGCUGUUACCCUACGGAAACAGGGAAAAUGGCUGAACUGGGAGGGAGUACCCCAGAGAAAGCUUACAUGGAAUGCGAUCUGGACCAUGGAAAGCGACAGACUUAGUUUCUUGCUCAAGUCUGUCUACGACGUGCUGCCAAGUCCAACAAACCUAGUGACUUGGGGUUUUGCCGAAAAGCCAGAUUGCAAGCUCUGUGGAAGACCAGCGAAUCUGGAGCAUGUCCUGAGCUCAUGCAGGACAGCCCUGUCUGAUGGUCGAUACAGAUGGCGUCACGACAGGGUUCUUGCUUCAAUGGCCGAUCAUCUAGAUCAAGCACGAAAAGCGCAGAAGACGACCAACAAAGGCCCCUCAUUCAUUUCCUUUGUCAGAGCCGGAGAAGAAGGGGCAAAGGCCAAACGCGCAUGUGGGAUUCUUGGAACGGCAACAGAUUGGAGAAUGGAAGCAGACUUGAAGAAACAGCUCAAGUUUCCACAGGAGAUCACCGUGACAAACCAGAGACCCGACAUAGUACUGUGGUCAGCGGCAUCAAAACAGGUUGUGAUGGUGGAGCUCACAGUACCAUGGGAGGAGCGGAUUGAAGAGAGCUUCGAACGGAAGCGCGAAAAGUACCAGGCCCUCACAGAUACCUGCACAGAGAAAGGCUGGAAGGCAUGGUGUUUUCCAGUGGAGGUGGGCUGCAGAGGUUUCCCAGCACAAUCACUGUGGCGCACUUUCAGCAGACUAGGGGUUACAGGACAGGUCCGGAAACGGGCCAUAUCGGUUGUUGCACGUGAAACGGAGUCUGCUUCCUUGUGGCUAUGGCGGAAGAGAGAGGAGAAGUGGAUAGGAGGACGUAGUGGGACAGUGCCGAAACGUCCGAUGAAUAUGGACCCACCUGAUGAAGGAGAUAGUAGCAGCAUCACGGCUGUAUCUGACAACUAUGUCAUGGUCUAA